Messenger RNA from Lycium barbarum (goji berry), 2003 nucleotides. RefSeq names its product F-box/FBD/LRR-repeat protein At1g13570-like. The record is from RefSeq and is a predicted model, not a curated record. Bases 351 to 1643 code for a protein of 430 amino acids. The transcript has 4 exons. Gene Ontology annotation, molecular function: protein binding. Lineage: Eukaryota; Viridiplantae; Streptophyta; Magnoliopsida; Solanales; Solanaceae.
AUCAACAUUAAGGCAAUUGGGAUACAAUAGGUGGAAGGAAGCAAUUUAAAUAGUUUCCAAGGAUAUUCCAUAAGGGCCUAACUAUAGUUUUACAAAACUAAGAAAAAGAGGCAAGUGCAAUUAACCCAUUUUACCUUUUCCCAAACUCGUAAGUUUCUUGAUUGAGAAGACAAUCGAUCAGAGAAGUACCGUAGAGGAGUGAGUACUUCACAAUUGGUCCUCUAUUUCUCCUUUAACAGAAACUCAUGUGCUUUCUGUUAUUUUGGAAAGAAAAGGAUGCUACAAAGUGUUGGAUUGGUUUGAAAUUAGGGCUUGAUAUCUUGACCGGCAUUUACUGAUUAUCGUGUAAGAUGCUUCCUGAGGGCAAAAGGCUUGGAUGUCAAAGUGUACCUCCAGUUACAAUUAGCAACCUUCCUGAUAAUGUAAUCGAUGUCAUUCUAAUGUGUUUGCCUUUGCGAGAUGCUGUGAGGACCAGCAUCUUAUCUAAGAAAUGGAGGUAUGUCUGGAGCAGACUUCCAGAAUUGACGCUUGAUCAAACACUUUGGGAGACAACAAAGGACUUCAUAUCCCCCACAAUUAAAUUUACAAACAUUAUCUAUCACAUUUUGACCCUUCAUUCCGGACCGAUUAUGAAAUUUACCCUCUCCAUCCCUAACCUGGGAAACUGCCCUAAAUUUGACAACUUGAUGUAUUUUCUUUCUAAGAAUGACAUUCAGGAUCUUGUUCUUUAUCUUCCAAACGAAAACCCAUACAGCUACAAAUUGCCAUCUUCAUUUUUCACUUGUUUGCGGAUGAGGCAUCUGGCUCUCGAAAAUUGUUUAUUACAUCCUCCACCUGACUUCAACGGAUUCGAUAGGUUAGUUAGCCUAGAAUUGUAUGAAGUCACAAUUACUUCCAAAUUGCUUGAAAGUUUAGUCAAUCGUAGCCCGUUACUUGAGCGUUUGGUGCUACGGGGAUUAUAUAUUCAAGAUCACAUUCAAGUUAAUGCUGCCAAUCUAAGUUGCUUUAAAUUCACAGGCAGUAUAAAAUCUAUUUCUUUUAAAAAUGUCCCUCUUCUUGAAGAACUUUUACUUUGGGAUACAACACCUUCUGAGAAUGCAGGGGAAUCUGAUAUUGCCAAGUGGUUCGACUCUUGUCAUGCUCUUGAGUAUCUCCAUGUGAAUCACGGUGUUGUCCAGUCCUUGGCUGCAGGAGCUGGUGAAGUACUAACAAAGCUUCCUUGUGCUUUUAACUGUCUUAGACGUCUUCGCUUAUCUGAUAUUAGUCUGAGAGAAUUAGAUGAGGUUUCAGGUGCUUUUUGCUUGAUAAGAAGCUCCCCAUAUUUACAUGAUAUGGAAAUUAAGGUGUUCAAUGACGACGACGGUGAAAUUCCUGCACUAGAUUCUCUUGAAGGCUUCAAGGAUGUGACAUUUAAUCACCUCAGAACAGUUAAACUAGAAGGCAUUACAGGCACAAAGCUUGAGAUACAGCUUAUCAAGCUUCUAUUAGUCAAGUCCCCUGUGCUGGUGAGAAUGCAAAUCGAGCCCGGCCUAGGAGAUAACUCUCCACAAACAAGACUCAAACUACUUGUAGAACUAAUAAAAUUUCGCCGAGCAUCAACUGAAGCAGAAGUUGUGUAUAACUUAGAUUACGAUACUGUUUGAUCUCCAUUUAUCUUUUAGCAGACCAUGAUCUUGGCCAAAAAUGCUCUGUCAGUUAAAGAUGAAUAGAUUAAAAUGAAUAUCGUGGCAGCAGUAAAAUGUUGUGUUCUAACCUCCUUGGCGGUUGACGGAUUCAGAGAAGACUUGGAUGUUUUGACUUGGUUUGUUUGUCACUGUGACACUGCUCAGGGUUUAAAAUUGAUUCUUCUUGUUGAUUCAUCUAUGAAAUGAAACAUAGCUUGAACGGACACUCAGUGUUUGUUUCAAAGUAAGUUGUGGAUUAAUUCUCUGCUUGAUAAGAGAUCACUGUAACAGUCGCGAAGCAUUUUCUCAACAAUUUUAUGCCAGCAACGUUAGAGCCAA